Messenger RNA from Diachasmimorpha longicaudata, 13561 nucleotides. RefSeq lists its product as uncharacterized. The transcript is spliced from 6 exons. NCBI's taxonomy places the organism in Eukaryota, Metazoa, Arthropoda, Insecta, Hymenoptera, Braconidae. The record is from RefSeq and is a predicted model, not a curated record. Bases 1945 to 9927 code for a protein of 2660 amino acids.
AAAAUUUGCGUUGGCACCCAGUGUCACAAAAUUUACAAUCUACUUACCCAAAAACUCCAAUAGCUCUAUUUGUUCGUUUAUCAAUCCAUUUGUUUAUAAUCAUAGAAACACGUAACGCACUGAAGUUUUAUCGUCCUAGUGUUGGUGCGCGUCGUCCGUGAACGGAGAAUAUUCCGUCUGCCCUCCCUCUAGCCGUGAUAUAAACGCACACAUUAAAAUAACCCCGGGCGUAACACACCGGCGACGAAGAGAGAGAGGGCGACUGACGAAAGGAGAAAAAUAAGUGAGACAGUGGGGAACAGAGUGAACUCGGAAUCACACAAGGCAAGAGAGAGAGAAAGUUGUAUUGGGGGCCGAUGUUUCCCGAGCCGUUCGUGUGGCGUUACAUUCGUGUGGCCCCGAAAAGAUGGCCGCCAUGAGAGCGUACGGUGGUAAUGUUGACGUCGUUCACCAAAUAACCGCGUCCAGUGUGUCAGCGUGAUUAUUGUUAGACAAUUAAACGCCUACGAAUAAUGAUAAACAGUGAUUUAUGCAAUCGCAAACUCAAUAACUGUGCGAACCUGUGAUCAACCAAACGCCGUGAAAAUAUUAUAUUUUUUUUGUUUCUUUUUCCCCUUUUUUUCGCUGUAUUCAGUGAGAUUGUUGAGACGAAAAAAAAAACGAGGGGAGUAAGAGAGAGAUAAACAGUGCGAGGAAAAGAGAGAGUGAUAUUACGCGUGAGGGUGAAGGAAAGCACGGCGACGAGGUGAGUGAAGUUACAUGAAAAAAUAAAAGUUUUUCCAUUGUGAUAUUGAUGAUUGUGGUUCGUUGUGAUUAUUCUACCUGCAAAUACAUGAAUUGGGUGAAGUGUGUGUGAGAGAGAGAGAGAGUGAGAGAGAUGAAUUUUGUGUGGAAAAAUGGCUGAUUAUUACGGCUCUGUUUAUUGUUAAUGUAAAUUUAUAGUUUUUCCAAUUCUGUGGGGUUUGUACGGAUGGGUGGGGGCGAUGGGGAUUUUAUGAGAAUGAGGAAAUUCGUGAUGCCUCAGGGCUCCUCUCAGCAGUGCUCCACGAAACUUCGUGUCAACGGACGGCCAUAUUAAUCUGGAGCCCCGCCGUCAUUGAAGUUUCGGCGGUGCAAAAGCUGGAGAAUAGUGAAGAGGGUGAACAUUUUGGCGAUUGCUAAAAUUGUUAAUCAACAGUUCCGUCAUAAACUCCAUAGUUGAGAUAAUAAUUAGUCAUUCAUGAUGACCUUGAGGCUUCAAUUGAAUUGUUGAGGGAUACGAUGGUCAUUGAAAAUUCGGUUUUUCACAGUUCUGUGUCCGUCGGGUCUGUCUCAUGACAGUGUUUCAGUUCAGUGCGUGUUUUUAAUGGUAAUAAAAUGUUGAAACUGAUGUCGAAAUGAUGAAUUGAGUGAAAAUCUCGUUGGUUUUCUCGAAUUCAAUCAUCUGUAAUAGUUUGUGGAGGUUCUGCCGGAGAUGGAAAACCAGUGGAUGGUGAAACUAACAACUAAACUCUUCAGAUUUGUUCUAAUAUAACGUGAACUCGAGUCGCCGAUGUUCCUGUGAAGGCAUUACCCCUUGGAGGUAUUUCAAAUGCAGAAAGGAAAUAAAAAAAUCAUCAAACUAAAGAUCAUCGUAAAUAGUGACUGAAGUAGUGGUAAAUAAAAUAAAACUGGGAGACUCGAUCUCGGAAGUAGGACAUAGCGGGCGUGUGACACUCGUGGGUGAUAGCUGAUGUCCGCCACGAGUCCUGCCCCUGUUGCUCCUGGAUGGUGCUUGUGGGCACAAAAAACGGCACGUCCAAGUGUCAUCACAACGGCCGCCAUCAUCAAAGUGCUUAGGUUACCACCGGGGCUGUCGCAAGGGCGAUCACCCUAUCGUUGUAAAAAAAUAUUGAAUAAUCAUUAUUAUUCGAGUUACCAGCGGCUGUUCGACAGAAAACACUGCUGGAUACGCCAUUGCUCUGAAUGUCUUCGCACAUCCAAAAAGCGUGCUUGGGGCUUGAAGCGACAUUGAGUGACAGCAAAAAAAAGUACGGCGACAAGGUGAAUGCACUCCUGUCUGCCUGGACGCAAGUCACCAAUUACAUUCCUACCGCAAGCCCAGAAGACACUCAGAAUCUAAUAGAAUGGGUCCACAAACACACCCUGGAUCUUGUACUACGCGGGGAGUGGCCAAAAUUGACACAAGCAACAAAGACUCAUCUAGGUGUAACUCUGCAGAGGUGUGCAAAUCAUCUUGCUCAACACCCUGCAGCAGCAAUAUGUACAUCACUGAUAUCAUUCGUACACAAUCCAUGGUCAAAUCCAGUAUUAGUGAAAAUAAUUAGCCGCACAUCGGACGAGGACAAGAAUUACGAUGUCGAGGAUGAGGAGGAAUUUUGUUGUUCGGAAAAGGGUGAAUUAUUAGUAAUGAGACUUAGAAUAUUAUGUGAGGAGCGGUGCGAGGACAUAGCAAUACAUCUUGCUGCUGCUUGCGUUCGUACUUUGAGGAGGAGCGAACGAUUGCAGGCGUUGUCGGAUACUCAGCACGUUCAGUACAUGAUUGAUCUAUACAUUGUUAUACUGUACAAAUUAAAACGCACUAAAGAUAUACUCGCUCAAUUAAAAUUAAUGGACUUCAAUGAUGGACUGGGGAUACUCCAGAGAUUAAGCGGUGAGAAACCAACAAAGUACAGAACUGCGCGUAUUUGGAGACUAUCGCCUAGAGCAGCCGAAGUUGUUGCACAGUAUUUGGCAACAGCGGGCAUGGUGGGAUCCAUUUCUGAUAUUGGGGGUAAUGUACUGGAGGAGAUUUUCAAUUCAUGGGCUAAAUUGUAUUCCAAAAACUCGACACAGUCAACACUGCCGGAGAUGAUCAGAAAAUUAAUUGAGCCAGCCGAAAGUGCUCAGCACAUCUACCUAUUCUGUGCUGUGCUCUUAAAGCAUUUUGGCGAUAGUAUAAAGCCCGUGGUAAUUGAAUCCUACAUCAGAGCACUGACAACUGAUAUGAAUGAAAUGGAAAAUCAAAAGGCCAAAUCCGACAAAGAGCACGAGCGUGAAAUAGCUAAACGCCUGAGUACCCAGUUUCUCAAAUUGGCUGAUGUUGUUGAAAGUAGUAUUGACAUUGCCAAGGAGUGUGUGUUGACAGCAUUCUCAUUACAUCCAACUCGUGCCUGUUACGACAGAAUACGUGAGAUUGCUGUGGCGUGUGGGAAAAUGAAGGAGAAUGGUUGUACAACUGAUGUAACUGUUAGUGACAGAUUGUCAAGUAACAUUGGCGAUGUAAAAAUCGAUUCUGGUAGGGCAGAAGGAAGUUCCAAAAUUUUAAAUGACAAAAUGAAAGCUGGUAGCAACGUUGAAUGCAGAGAUACACUAUUAAAAAGUUUGCUAUCAUCACCAUCCAAAAAGGAUCCACCUAGUACCUGCCCUCUGCAUCCCAGGAGCAAUUCCAUGACUCAAGGCUCAAUUGGAACUCUCUGUUUUAACUGUGGUGAAUUCACAGGCAUCGAUAAUACGAAAAAAUCAGUGGCAAAAUCAGAAUCAAAAGUUUGUCGAUCAUUCAACAGCACAACCAACUCAACAGUAUCAGAAAUGUAUGAAGAAAAGAGCCAUGCACCAGGCCAAGUGCUGGAUGGAGUAAAACUCGGUCUAUCUCGUCAGCUCUGUGACGACCUCCAAGUAGUCCUCAACAGUCCCAGAUACCACAACCUUAAUUGGGCUCUGGAUUGGACAGAGCUGAAUACCCUCUGCGACACCUAUCUUCACCAUGCUGAGGAAAUAAGAAACACGAACAAGGAGUUGAAAUACCUGAACAUUGAUUACAAUUUGUUUAAGAACUGGCCCUCGCCCCAAGCCUCAGACGAGGAAAAUGCAAUAGGUGUUUAUGGGAUUGAAAAGGGCUACGAGCCAUGGGUGGACGUGCCAUCAGACAACUCAGAGAGAUAUGGAUCAUCUCAGCCAGCUGCUGCCUAUAAGAGAACAACGCCGAGACGAAGCUUGGAGGAUUCAUCAGACUCGGACAGCGGGAGUUUAUUACAAGUAAGGAGAACAGCUAGACAACGUAAAUUAAAUCGACUUGAGUCGUCAGAGAGUGAUUACGAUAGUGGUGAACGUAAACCAAAGCAUUUUCGUGUGGAUUCAGGAUCUGUAUCAGAUACUGAAGACACUAAUACUCAGGACAGUCAGACUGACAGUCUCGGUAGUGAUGGUUGCAGACAGGAAAAGAAAACAAAUAAAACGUGCAAUAAAGAUAUGACGAAGGAGCGAAGCAAAUCUAAGCACUUUCGUAUGUUAGUUAAUGAAAAUAUAAGGCGACUCAAUGAUGAUGUCAAUGGAUCUGAUGUCAGUAAUGAGCAUAUUACUUUAUUCGCUGCUGACAUGGAUGAGAACAAAAGGGAGACUAUCAAGGGAUCAGCGUAUCCGUCUACACCAUUGAGAAUAUUGACUGAGAAACGAAGUGAUCCAGCUGUGCUCAAGUCAUUACGCAUGUUCAGACAUCAGAAUACUAAAGUUGUACAGAAAAAUAUUUUAAAUAACAAAACCAAGGACAAUGUAACGAAUAACAAUAAUUCAAACAGUGUUGCUAAAUUCGCACCAAUGCUAAGUACAUUGAAUUUAAACCCAAAAAUUGUGUUAACCAGGACUGAUGAAAUCGAUCGUAAAUUAUUGCAGUCGAAAAAGCCAACACUCAGUCCGGGGGAUUUAACGAGUGAACUCAUAAAUAUUCAGAAGAAGAUGCCAUUUUCACCACACAAAAAUUCGAUCAACUCAUUUCACAAACACAAAAGUGAUCCCAACAAUAAAAAUAAAAAUCACAAAAAUAGGAAAUCAAUUAAUUCAAAUCUGGGAAAUGAUUAUGGACUCUUGGUAAAAACAGUGAGAGACUCAGACAUAAAUACUAGACUUGCUAAAAAUGUUCCUGGAUUGAACUCCUUGGACAUGAUGGUGCCCCCGAGGGUGCAGUCUACAGUAAACGUGGUCCAACUCUCGCGAAAUAUACCGCAGAGUCCAAAUUCAGGGUCAAUAAACAGUGGCAACACUCCCCCGAGAAACAGGACAUCAAGCAUAGCAGGUAACAUUCAACUUCCGGGUACUCCAUCGUCUGGGGGUCACGACAGUGGCGUUGGGAUGAGUCCAGCUGGUCAAACUCCACCUCCAAGAUCUUCAGCACUUCAUGAUGUUGGCGAAGAGGCUAAUCAACCUCCAGACACAUCAUCGCCAGGAUCAACAAAUCCCUCGACUGAACCUGAUAGCCCAAGAGCUCAACGAAUAAGCCAGAAUGAUUCACCAAAUAAAUCACCAUCGCCAUCGUCAGCCGGUGGAACAGUGCCAACUUCAGAACAAAUUCAACUAGUUUAUAAACAGGAUGGAAUGUACCAACUUGCAUCUGGUAAUCCAAACCUUGUUACCAAUCAACGAAGUGUUUUAACUCUUCAAAAUUUAGAGGAAGGUACUGCUGUUCGUCAUGUCCAGAGAUUACAAGAGUCCACCACCAGGAACACCUAUGAAAGAUCUGGAGUCAAAGUCCAACAACAGCAGGGUGGCCAGAACACAGGUCUUCCAAAGUUUCAGCACGCGUUUGGAAAAACAAUCUAUACCUUAUCAACUGAGACCUCGACAACAGCGGCUUCAUCCACGACAGACACAAUCACUCAACCUCUUAGUAUUCAGAAAACAUCCACUAACCUCUCAAAAGCAGUCCAAACCUCGGUACCAAGUAGCCAAGCCAACAUCAAUGUACAGUCAAUAACAAACAUUCCAAAUUUACAAUUAACCGCUGGCAGAUCUAUCCUUAAUAUCGUACAGAGUGCAAGUGGGAGUGCAGGGGUUACGACUCCAACGGCGAAUCAGACGAUAACUCAGCUGGUUCAGAAUGCUUCACCAGGGGUUAUUUAUGCUCAAAAGAUCCCCAGUAAUGUCACAAUAUCGACGACGAAUCCUAGGCAGUUAAACCUGAUACCAACAAUUUCCCAUACAAACUCAUUGCCAGGAGGUAGAGCAGGUGUUGUUAAAUUGAAUAUUAUCACGACACCUCUGAGACAGCAGAAUAUAGCCAUCCAAGCAGCUUUGACUGGCUCAAGAAUACAAACUAAUCAGCAGAGAACGCCGGCAACUCCUCAGCCUCAACAGCCAGUGAGAACAGACUCUCUUCUGAAUGAAGUUACAAAUCCAGUGAGUUCAACAACACUGGAACAGCUGAGAGAAUUCGAGAGUGUCUUGGAACAAGUGAAGGAACGAAGUACGAUCCAACCCCAGCAGCACCCGAGCUCAACAACAACAACAACAACAGUGCAAACUCAAACUGCAACGCAACAGACUGUUGCAAAGCAGCAUGAUCAGCAGACAUCAGUGUCAGCUCUCGCUCAACAGCUCCUCAUUUCCACUCAGUCAUCCUCGAACUCGGAAUUCUCCAGCAACGGUAAUGCAGUGUCCUUUCAGCAAGAUGUAUUUCCUCAGAAGGUAUCUCUGGCUACCAUCACCCAGAGUAACGUAACAACAACGCAGAAAGUGACAAAUUCAACCCCAGUUGUUGUAUUCACGAGCUAUUGUCAGCCGGCUGCCUCACCAGCGCUCAGUGUCACUUCUCAAAGUUCCUCAAGCCCGUGUGUCACUCCAGCCCCAGCUUCGGUCCCUUCAGCUGGCAAAACGCCACCCACACCAUCUCCAAAGAGUAGCAAGAAGACAGUCCCUAAGACUGUUAAGACCAGCGCGACAAAUACGUCAAAAGCGUCACCAAUUCCCAAACCUCCACAGAAACCUCAGGAAGACGAGCAGACAGCCCAGAGGAUUUACACGAUUUUGGCUGAGUACGCCGAACAAUUACGAAAUUCUCCUGAUCUUAAUAACAAACCCGCUCCCAGAAGACGCUCGAAUCCUCCAACAAAUCCCAGUCAAUCGUCCAAGAGAAAGAAAUCUUCGGGUAAAUCGAAACCUUCUGGUCAGCAGUCCUCCGAGAUGAGCCCCAGUGCUGAAGACUUGGGGCGAACAAUGGGCUCUGAGGAUUCUUCCAGUGGUGUUGCCCAGGUCCAGGACUCGCCCGCAGGUUUCACCUCACAGGAUGAGGCUGCAACCCCAGCUGCAUCAGUAGAUUCUGCCCCAGAGACCACCAGAAAUACUACCAAUGACUCCAAUGAUGGAGUCGAGGUGAAUGUUAAACGAAGAAAUCUGUUUUUUACUGAGUCUGGUAGUGGUCAGCCUCGAGCGGUCAUUGUACAGGAGACAGUUCCAGCAGCUUCAGUCAGUGUAAGUGAAGCAUUAGCUACCGUAACUGGCAAAGUUGCUGGCACUGCUGCGGUAUUUGUCUCAGGAACUAACUACGUGUUGCCUAUGAAUUUGAUGAAGGGAACUCAGCAGUUUCAUAUAGUCUCUGGGGGUUCCAAAUUGUUGACUGUUCCUGGUAUGAGAACAGCUGGCACUACCGGGGUCUCCAAUGCUCUUGUUCUUCAGUCUUUUCUCAAUCAAGCUAGCAAAAUUAUUUCUCAACCUGGACAAGUGAAGCAGAUGAAGAUGCCAACAUUGCAAACUUUAACUGCUUCCCAAUCAUUGAAUACUCAGAGCGGACAGAAUACUUCAGUGGUUAUACCUCAGAGUGGCACCAGUGGCUUCACGAACGACUCUAAUGAAAUUACCAUUAAAACUGAAGCCCCUGAAAUCACUCCAAAAAGUGAGCCAACUACUCCAGUCAGCGAAUCCACGUCCACUAUUUUAGUCAACAAAUCCCCAUCGAUUGGAUUAAUUCAACGAAAUUUGUCGGACAUAACUGAGGGUCAACAGAUCUGUGGAGUUAUCACCAGUAAUCCUAAUUUGACUCUUCAGGGGACGAGGAUAUUCAACUCAUCGAUUGCUAAAUUGUCGAGUGGACUUAAAACUGAGAGUGUUGUGUGUCUGGCGCAGGCAUCGGGAACAUCGCAACAAUCUGAGAAAAAAUCGCAGGAGACAGCUGGAGAUAAACCUGUUCAGAUGCAUGGGACGAUAGCUCUGGCUUUUGCAACGCAGUCAGAAGUGCCACUAAUGAAUAAUAAUCAGAGCCAACAGGUGAAUCAGAAAGAGACGAAGGAGGUUUCUACGGAGAUACUAUCUGGAGACAAAGUGAUAUCACCAAAGUCAGUGAAGAGAAAAAUCGAAGAGACAUUGGAUAUUGAUGAGAAACCACCAGCUACACUCAUUUCCGGGAAUUCAAUCUCUUCUGGGAUCAUCACGUCUCUUCAGAGUUCUAUUAAAGUGGAGCCAGCAUCAGUGACAACAUCAGUCAGUAAAAUUGAAAACGCAGGGGAAUAUACAGUGUCUGAGCAGGCUGGCAGAUCGGAAGAUCAGCAGUCUCCUUUGAGACAGACAAACGAGACCCUCGAGACGACGAUAAAAGUAGAGAAUGGUGUUUUGUGUGGCAAUGCCAGACUCCAGGAAGCCUGGGAACCUGAGAGGAAAGCCUCCCCAGACACUCCCUGGAGGUUCGUCCCGUCUUCUACGAAUCAACUCAACAUCGAGCCACUGAAAGUCUACUCUAGAGACGGGGAAAAUUCAGAGAAUGUUCAGAAUGUACUCCAGAUCCUGAACAAGGGCCAGGGUAGUGAGAUGGCAAGUGGUCAGGUAUUCCAGACAAAUGCUAAAAAGUACUACAUGAACCACACGUUGGAGCCGUUCCAGCAAUACGCCAAAGGAACGAUAGUGAAAAAUCAGUCGAAUAGCCCUAGGGUUGACAGGGAGAUGCAGAGACUUGACAGGAAUCGUGCGGCACUGGAGCGUGAGCUGAGACUUCAGAAGAGUUUGUCAGAGGAGUGUGAGGAUCUGGGGGUGGAUGAGCCCAGCACGAGUGAUUUGUUUCCAGAGGCUGAUCUAUUCUUUGACACCAAUCACUCCCCCGCAUUCGAUCACUCCUCCCAGGACGCCUCUUGUUCUCAACCUCUUGGAGUGAAGUUCAACGCAACGUAUUUUCGACCACUAGACUCGUCCAGUGGUAGCAGAGAUGCCAGUCCAGUAGAUGUCAAAGUAAACGAAAGACGAAAAACACCUGGACAACGGGGAAGAGCCAUCAGAGAGGUCCUCAAAAGAACAAAACGAGAGAAAGCUGAGGAGAAUGUCCUGGGGAUUCCAGUCAAGCACAUGAGACUGAGUCCGGAGAACUUGAGUCAGGACGAUGGAUCGAGCACGUCAGAUACCUCCAGAAUGUCGCCAGGUCAUGUAGUCUCUAUGGAGAAUGAUAAUCAACAGAAGAUAGUGUCUAGGAAUGGCUCCCCCAGCAGUGCUUCCAUGUCAAUUCCCUCGACGAUGAAGUUGGACAUGGAUUUGGACUCUGAGUCCCUUCCUCUUACUACCAACAAUGCUACAGCCAGCUCUGAAGAGGAGUCUUUACCUCUACUGUCUACCAACACAACUGACGUCACGAUACCCUGUCCAUUGUCACCAAUAGCAGGCCCCCUGUUAUCCACGCACAAGUACACGUAUGCCAACAAAAAACGUGCAAAGUCAAAGGUACUCACUGCUGAAUAUCUGUCCUGGGAGAGUCCAAUAUCCGAGAGAACGAGGUCCAGUAGUGACGACGAAGAUUCGAGUAUCAGUGAAUCAAUGUCCAGUCAAAAUGAUGACAACGUCAUCACUAAUGGCAUGGAUGACAAUUUACAGGGGGUAAAGACAGAUCACUGUACGUACUUGAAGAAAGAUAAACUGGUCAAUGCCAGAGUUGUUCUUAAUCGUGCUGACACUAAAGCGAUUCUUGCUAAAAGGGCUAAGGAGGUAAUCAAUGAGGCUGUCGUCACCAGUGAUAAAACAUCAGAGGCUUCAGACGAUGAUACCUGUCAUGCAACACUCAUUGAACCCGAUUGUCGAGCCAGACGAUCGAGUCUCAGGGGACAUGUUAAGAAGGGCUGCGCCUGUUGCAAUGGAUCACCGGAGAGACCGAAGAAAAAGUCUGUCAAAGUUGAUCACAAGUUGAAGAAAAAAUUGAUCAGCAAACAAAUUGGGAAGAAGAGGUAGUGUUAGCGAUUGUACUCUCGCUUUCGUAAUUUACGAUUUAAUUGAUUGGUUGAAUGAGUGUAUUGUACUUGUAAAUUUUUCGAGAGGGAGAUACUUUCAACGGGUUUAACGACCAGACAAUUAAUUGUAGGUAAUACAUUUAGUACUUGCAGCACUUGACCAAAAAGUUAUUGAGAUGUUGGACGGAUUUAUCAGUGAGUAAAUGAAAUGAGGAAAUUUUUCAGAGUCGAAUUAUUUCAUUGGUAGAGCGAGAAGAGGUUAAGUAAUUUGGCUCUUUUGAAUCCGAAUUUUUCAUGGGUUUAUGAUAAUUUGUAUAUAAAUAGUAUGCUUGAUCAGUGUAUAGCUGGCUUGAAAAAGCUAAUUAUUGAGAUAAGGGUUAUAUUUAAAUGAGAGGGAGAGGGGGAGAGAAACAUUUUUAGAUAAUGCUCUUCAUUAAUGAUUAUUGAUUAAGAUUAAAUUUAUUGGAUUUAGGGAGGAGAUUUAUGCUCCUCACGAUGUAGAUGAUCGUUUUACGUUUAGGUGUUGUUAUAAUGAUACAAUGAUUCUAGAUGUAGACUUGGGUCGAUUAUCAGUGGCAAGUUUAGAUUAAUGAGGGAGUUGUGAAUUUAAUUGAACAAUUGGAAAAUGAAAUGCAAUUCUAGUCAGGUGAGGCUCGGGUCGAAGUUAUAAUUAAUGAACUUGUGAAGAGAAACUUAUUUAUAGAUUACUAGUAUGGCUUUAUGAACAGUAUCUUUUGAGGAGGAGAGGUUUUUUUAAGCUUAUUUUUCUUUUCUCAUUUUUCGAAAUGAUUUUGUUUAGUGUUUAUCAAAUGCCCGAUUGAACAGCUUGGAGGCAAUCACCUCGGGUCAACCAUGCGCUAUAUAUUUUUUUUUUAUUUUUAAUUGAUUUAUCGUUGCAUUGAUUAGGAUUGAAAUGGAUUUAUGAAAUUUUGGGGACUAAGUCUUUUGGGAUUUUCAAUUCUGAGCUGUAUUACGCACUCUCUCGCCUCUAGAUGAUUGUAACUUCAUCGAAUACGAACAAUUAUUUGCAUUGGCAUAUUGCGAUCGAUCAUUCAAUUAUUAUUUACUCAUCUCUGAGGAUUAAUCAUUCAGCAGCCAAGUGGCCAAACGUCAUAGAUUGACGAACAAUAAACUAAUUAUUGACAUCUCGUUAAAUGUAGGAUCAUCUCAAUAUUGAGAAUUCUAAAGGAGACUAUCAAAAUAUGUUUCAUUAGUGAUUUUACCAGCUUUAUGAAAAAUACUUUCAUCUUUUUCUCUCAAAUAUCUUGUGCUCGAGAUGAGAUUGAAGUUAACAAACGCUGAAACCCUAUCACGUUUUCUCACUUUUCUUCAGUAUUUUGUUCAUUUUUUAUAUCUCAAUGAAAAUCACUUGACCCGAAUUUAUCAUCAAUCUGUCACAGUGCGCGUGUAAAUCCACUCUGUACAUUCGAGUAAUUUUCUAUAGGAAAAACUGAACUCAUGGAAAACGUUUAAAAAAGUAUAUAUAUAUCAUAUAAUAUCGCUGCACUUUAGUACAAAAAUGCUUCGUUUUAUUUCUGAACAAAUCUUGACAGAAUUGAAUGAAUGAGUCCGUUCGUGUUUGAUGCAUUGCAUUUUUUAUAUAAACAAUAGAUUUCUGGGUAAUUGUACCAUGAAGUCUGGGUUCAUGAUUUUCUCUUCUAUCAAUGAAUGAUGGAAUCUAUAGUGAAGUUGUAAGAUGUGAUUUAUCUCAUAAAUAAUUGCUUUAAGGAGAGAGUGAUAGGAGAAAUUAUUCUUUCUGAUGAGAUUUUCCAAAAAAGGGCUUCAAGCAAUUGCGUCGGAAAUAGCUCGCUACCCGGAUAAUUAUCGAGAAAAAUUCAAGAAUUAAUUCAUCACGUUUUAUCACUUCACUACUGGAAAGAAAGUGAUAAGAAGAGAUGGUGAGACCUGCACGAAAUUCUCAGAAAUGAAUAAAAAAAUUCUAUCAAUGGCAACUGAUUUGUUACUUAGUUGCAAAUCGCAAAUGCGUACAUUUUGAUGAAAGAAUUUAAACGAUAAAUAGAGAAAAAAAACUGUAGAUACGAGAUUUUGUGUUAACGUAUUUUUCCCCCAUUUCCCUUCAUUUUUUUAUUUCAUUUAUUUAGAAUUAGAAAAAUGUUUGUAACGACUGUGAAGUAGAAUAUACUGAAUAAUGUGUACUUUAAUUGUUUAUUUCAUUUUUAAACUGAUCUCAUUAUGAAUGAAGAAACCUUAGUUCAAUAAACUUUCGUAUUUAUAUUACGACUAUUGUUUAUCGGUUCAUUUUUGAUUUUCGAGUGCAAUUACCUUUGAGAUUAAUGAAUUGUUGACUUUCCAUCACUUUUUUUUAGGCAUUUGGCACCUAUCCUUGCUUUUCAAUUUUCUAUAGGAAAACUGAAAUGUAAUGAUCACGAGUAAUUGUAGACUACAAUCAUUGAGACAUUCCUUCGCGAAAAUUGGUAGACUUCACGACGAAUAUUUCAUGAAUUUUUUCCUCAAAGCUCAUCACUGACGCAACCCUCAUAUUAUGAGAAAUUAAAAAUUUGUAUUCUAUAUUAAUAUACAACUCUCAUCGGGAAAAAAUUGACUGAAGACAUUUUCUCCAAAAAUUUUCACGUCUACGAAAAAUGUCUCUCGAUAUUUUCCUCUAAAAUUCCUUGUUUGAUAUUUCAAACUCGACUUAUCAAAUUUAUCUAAAUUAAAUUAUCAGUUGAAUUCUGUUUGCUAACUGUGCCCUUGAAUUGAACAAAAGAUAAACCUAAAUACGAUCUACUAUCUUCCUGUACAUUUAAUAGUUAGCAACAAUGUUUUACGUGUAAAAAAAUGAUGAGCGUGAAGGUAUUUUCGCUCGGAAUAAUAAAUUGGUAUUUUUCAAUGAUUAAAAAUUUCUUUCGUAAAAUAAAAUAAGGCAAAGAAAAAUUGUCAAAUUCGUGACAAGCUUUUGGACAAAGAAAAUCCUCCAUUUAGUCGUACCAAAUGCAUUUAAUUAGAUGACUAAAAAACCACCAUAAAAUAACACGAUUAACUAGUGAAUAAGUGGAAUGAUUAAAUGAUAAAUUUAGUAAACGAUGAAAAAGAUAAAUAAAUUAAAAAAACGAGUUUUCCAGUGCUAACUCCAGGUACUUAAGCAGCUUAAAGGGCCGUUAAGGAUAAACUUAAGAGGUUUUGUAAUGUACAUUUAUAAGAGUUUAACUGAAAUAAACGAGGUAAUGUGCACUUUAGCACCUUCGAACAGUAUUCAGAGCGGUUGUAUUUGCAUUCAUGACUGAUUUAAUCAGUGAUUAUGCCCAAUAAAACAAAUGAAUAACAGAGUAAAGUGAAUUUAUUGGGUUGACAAAAAUUACCCAAAUCAGACGAAUAACUUCAGGCAUUUUGAAAUUAGCACAAACAAAUGGGAUGAAAAAAAACGAGACAAAAAAAUGAAGAGAAAUGCAGAAAAUAAAAGAUAAAACGGAAUGGUAGUGAUAGGAGCAUUAAAUGCAUCGUACUCCUCUCCUGCUAUUCUGUAAAUACUUAGUAUUAGUGCGAGAAUAGUUUUAAUCGCUCUGUAAUUAUAAAAGGAAAAUCGUGGCGAAUGAGAGAUCGAGAGAUGAGUAACUAUUGAUACAGAUGAUUGUAUCGAUAAAAACUGGCGUUUUUAGAUGAAAAAAAAAACAUUA